Molecule: messenger RNA, 3042 nt
Organism: Lepisosteus oculatus (spotted gar)
Lineage: Eukaryota; Metazoa; Chordata; Actinopteri; Semionotiformes; Lepisosteidae
Source: RefSeq, a predicted model, not a curated record
UCCACAUUUAUCUCUGCACAGGACUGACAUCAGUUUAUCAACACAACCUCUCUGUCACCUGAAACCACACCCCCUCUCAAAACGCACCUCCCACAAGACCCCGCCUCCUUCCAAAACACGCCCCUUUGCUUCCUCCUCCUAACCACACCCCUUGCACUCUGCAGAUCCAGGAAGUGAGACUCACAGAUCAGUUUCGCUUUUCUUAAAACAGCUUCACUACUGCUGCUCCUCUCUGUGCAGUUUUUACUCGUCAGGAAAAUGGCAGAAGGCGGUAUCUCAGUUUCCCAGGACCAGCUCAGCUGCUCAGUGUGUCUGGAUCUGCUGAAGGAUCCAGUAACUCUUCCCUGUGGACACAGUUACUGUAUGGGCUGUAUUAGAAACUGCUGGGAUCAGGGUGAUCAGACUGGAAUCUACAGCUGCCCCCAGUGCAGACAGACCUUCACCCCAAGGCCUGUUCUGGGCAGAAACACCCUGCUGGCUGAAGUGGUGGAGAAACUGAAGGAGACAGGGCUCAGUGGUCCUCCUGCUCCCAGUCCUGCUGGCCCUGGAGAUGUGCUGUGUGACGUCUGCACUGGGAGACAGGUGAGAGCUGUGAAGUCCUGUCUGGUGUGUCUGGCCUCUUACUGUCAGACUCACCUCCAGCCUCACUAUAAUAUAACUCCACUGAAGAGACACAGGCUGGUCAAUGCUACUGGACGGCUGGAGGAGAAGAUCUGUCCAGAUCAUCAGAAACUGCGGGAGGUUUUCUGCAGGACGGACCAGACCUGCAUCUGUCUGCUGUGCUCAGACUACCAGCAUAGAGACCAUGACACAAUAUCAGCUGAGAGUGCAUGGGCAGAGAAAACAAGGCAGUUGAAGGACAGACAGACAGAAUCUCAGUGGAAUCUUGCAAGCAGAGAGAAGGAGCUGCAGGAGCUGAGACAGGCUGUGAAGUCACUCAGAAGCUCUGCACAGACUGCAGUACAGGACACUGACAGGAUCUUCACUGAGCUGAUCCGCUCCAUUGAGAGAACACGCUCUGAGCUCACACAGCUGAUCAGAGCUCAAGAGAGGGCUGCAGUGAGUCAGGCUGAAGGACUCCUGGAGCGACUGGAGCAGGAGAUCGCUGAGCUGAGGAGGAGAGACGCUGAGCUGAGCCAGCUCUCACACACAGAGGAUCACAUCCAUUUCCUCCAGAAGUUCCAGUCUCUUUGUGUCCCAGCUGGAGCUGGAGACUCAACCAGGGUCUCCUUUAAGAAACUGUCCUUUGAGGUCACAGUGAAAGCUGUCUCUGGACUGAAAACACGACUGGAGAGAGUCUGCAAGGAGGAAUUAGUCAAGAUCUCCAGAACCAGGACCGAGAUCUGCUGCGUACAGGAGCCCCAGCCCAGGACCAGAGCCCAGUUUCUGAGAUAUGCCUGUCAGCUCACACUGGACCCCAACACAGCGCACAGACACCUGCGUCUGUCUGAGGGGAACAGGAGGGUGACCUGGAAUGAGAAGACCCAGCCCUAUCCCAACCACCCUGGGAGAUUCGACUGCUAUUACCAGGUGCUGUGCAGAGAGGGCCUGUCAGACAGACGCUGUUACUGGGAGGUGGAAUAUACUGGCAAAGUGGAUAUAGGGGUCACCUAUAAAGGAAUCGGCAGGAAAGGAGAGGGUGAUGGAUGCAUCCUGGGAUAUAAUGACAAGUCCUGGAGACUGAACUGCUCGGAGUCCGGUUACGCCGUCUGGCACUGUAAGAACGAAACUCCAGUAACGGCUCGGCACUCCAACAGGAUCGGGGUGUAUGUGGAUCACGAGGCGGGAACCCUCUCCUUCUACAGCGUCUCUGACCAAAUGAUCCUGCUGCACAGAUUCCAGACCUCCUUCACUGAGCCCCUCUAUCCCGGCUUCUGGGUUCGAUGGAGUGGCUGUGGUGUGAAACUGCUGUCAUCUGUAACACAGGAGGGCUGAUCUCUGCCCGCCCCCGGUCCAGUGCCUCAGCGGCCGGCUGGAUUGAUUUUUUCUCCUGGACUUGGUUUUCACACUACAAAUGACCUCCUACAGAAUGACACAUCCUCCGGGAAUUCUUGUUGGGCUGCAGUUUGGUUCCAGGUCACAAGUCGGCAGGUCUUUUCUAAAAGAGUCGUUUUCUAAAACUGGAUCGUGAGAGCUUUCUAAUCGCCUAUAACUGCAGGUUCCAGUCUGAGACUGAAGCACGAUGGAUUUGAGAAAGUUUCCAUUUUUGUUCAUUUUUCCCUGCUGACUAAAACCCUCGCUGAGCACAGUGGAGAGUCAGCAGGAAGCCUCAGAAAGUCAGCCAGCAGGAAGCAGGAAGCCUCAGAAAGGAAGUCAGCAGGAAGCAGGAAGCCUCAGAAAGGAAGUCAGCAGGAAGCAGGAAGUCUCUGAACCUGACCUGGACAAAGGGAUUGUUCCAUCGGAAAUCUCCUGGGAUUGGGAAAAGGAGAUUUCCAUGCAAAUCCUAAUUAAACAGUUCACAUAGUGUAGCUCUCAGAGAGGAGAGAUGCGUCUCACAAGUACUUUCUCCUGCCGCUGUGGCUGAAGACAUCACAGUGCGUCAUCAGCCUCUGCUCUCCUGGAGCGAGAUUCUUCUCGGUGCUGUUAGAUCUAAUCUGAGACAGGGGGACAAUACGGAUUCAGGAAGGACAUCCCGAGAGGGGCCCAGCCUGGGACUGUGGCUCAUUUCAGUGCCUUGAGCCACAAAGUCUGCACAGGAAGUGGCCUCCCAGCUUUAGGCCAACAUGUAUUUUUGUGGAAUGAAGGAAAAGCCAGGACUCGGCUCAGGCUUUAACAUUCAGCUUUAAGGCCGUUAGAAAACAGGACAGGAGGGACAGGCUGCUUCAGGGCUCUCAGCAGCAGCUGGUAGAAAUAAGUUUGGUUGAAGGUAAAAGCAUCAGCAUGAACUGGGAACAGAGGAAAUUAAUGAGCAGUUAUGAUGCAGCUUUAAAACCUCAAAUUCCAAGCUCCUGUCUCUCCCUGUUAUAUUAACUUGAAUACAGCAAGGUCUUUAAUGUUUUCUUUAGCAUUUACAAUAACUACAGCAAUGUCAGAUAUAACCAC